AGCCGUCUGUCGGCGUCAUAUUAGAAUCGUCUGAUCUUUCGAGUUUCCGUCGAUUGAAGCCGCGUCGCGAAUAAUUUUUUCGUAGGAUGCACAAAGUGGUUUAAUCAUUGUUUAAAUCAAUUAACCGCAUCAUCUUUAUUAACAUCGUGAGAUCUUUGAAGACUUGGACGAAGUAAUGUUCGACGAGGGAGAUUUCGAAGUGGUGGACGAGUGUACAGGUGAGGAAGAUCCAUCGCCAAGUCCAAUGGAUGCUGAGAAUUCUACUAAGAGUGGAGCAGCUUCUGAGGCUACAGAAGUUGUUGAGUGCACGGAACCUCCUAAACAAACAACAGAGCCUGCCCAAAAUCCGGUUAAUCCACCGAAACGUCCAGUAGACGACAGUCCUGAUUUUACUGAGGAUGUUGAAAUGGAUGGACCACAACCCACUAAAGGAGAUUCAAACGAUGGUGAUACCUUGGUAUUGGACGCUUCAGAGAUUCUUUGCUGCGACACCAAAGAUGGAGAUGGGAAAAGCGAUGCUCUAACCUCCGUCGAAGAUUCUAAGGAAACUGACUCUGUUGUGGAGUCAGUACCGCCUGAGCCUGCUUGGUAUGAGGAGAAGUUGAACGCAAAGAUGGACAUCGUUAAGGAGAGAUUGUCUAAACUAGCACGAGUUCUCGAACUAUCUUAUCCUGCUUACAAGCCCUGGCUGGAGCACAAUAAGUCUUCCGUCUGUCAUUUUGAUCCGCCACGACGUUGCCCGCUCAACAAGCCGCAUACCAACCGCUGGAAGUUUAUCUGCAGCAGAAAAACUGUACAGGAGUCAACAAACAAGGAGGAGGACAGCGCUGAAGGGACUGUUAACAAGAAAUUAGAAACAGUCUGGCGGCUGGGUCCAACCGAUGGAUCGGGCCUUAAUACAGAUAAUGCCUCGCAAUAUCCACCCUUUGUAAUGCGUGUCGUCAAGGUCUUUGAGGAGUUCAUUCAAAAUAUCGAACGGUCGCUCCAUGAGGAAGCAAUGGCUGCUAAAGAAUCCUCAACGGAGGUGAAAUCCCCGGAAGAAGAAGAAGAAGAAGAAGAAAAAUCGACGCCUGACGUUAUACCGCUCGAAACCCCGUCCAAGGACGAGUCUAAUCCUAUGGUCGAGGGAGUUAACGUCGAAGACGAUGUUACGGAAAUACCAACCCACCCAGAAUCUGGAUUCACCGGCGAUCGCAAUCACAAUUGGCUCUGGCUUCUCGUCAGAAGCAACAGCAAGGACGAGCUCAUGGUGUUCGCAACUGGGAAAAAAAUCAGUGCAGCGACCAUGCAAAAAUUGAAACAGACUUUCGAGACUGGUCCUGGAAAGGAUUGCAAUGUCAAAUCACUUUAUUGCAAAUCCAUUGAUCCCAAGAGCGGAAAUACAGGCACUUCGAACAUAACGUUUCUCGCUGGAACUGAGGCUCUCGACGAGACUGUGGGCGGAGUCAAGAUUCAACUUGCUCCAAAAACGAAUUUUUGGUGCAAUGCGUCCGGUGUCGAACAAUUAGGUGCUGCCGUUGGCGACAUGUUGAGUCCUUUGCAGAAAACAACUGUAAUCGAAGUUGGCUGUGGUCUCGGUUUGAUCGGUCUUAUGGUUGCUUCCAAAUGCAAAAAAGUGCUUGGUCUUGACGCGCCAUCGGAAGUAGAGGAAGCCGAGAUGACGAGUGAGUUGAACAAAGUGCAAAACGCCUCUUUCGUGAUGGGCCAGACGAGCGAAUUGAUAACGAAAGUGACAACUCUUCUCAAGAACACGAAAGCUUCUGCUAUUGUUAACGGCAACACGAAACUCGGACGAGACAUCGAGAUGAUGACCGCACUCCGAAAAAUUCCGUCUCUUCGCCGAAUUGUAAUGAUAACGACCUUGACGAAACAAUCGGUUCGAGCGAUGCUGGAAUUAACUCGACCAGUGGAUGGUGAUCUUGGCAAUCCAUUCAUGCCCUUACGCGCCAUAUUGGUUGACACUUUACCGACCGGACCUCACUUUGAAGUCGUCAUCCGAAUGGAACGUUUGAAUUUGGAAAACAUGAAUGAACCUUGGUUUUGGGAUCAUGUUAAAUUCCGAGCUGGUCUCUCUCCGAACGAGCUACCGCGUAAAAAUCCUCCACGAGUCAACAAAGGAAACGCCGGAGCUACCGUUCAAGGCAAAAAAGGUGGAGUGAAGGCUAGCCCAGGGCAAGUGAAUGCUACGAACGCAGCUCGUCGAUCUAAUAAUCGAGCAAAUCGACGGAAUAAAAUGAGAAAACAAAGAGCGGCUGCUUGGACUCAAAUGGUUCCUGGUACAGUAACAGGCGUGGUGAGGAAUCCAGUGGCAACUCCAGGAAAACCUGCAACUAGCAACUUAGUUAAAAACCCGAUGGCUGGAAAAGCAAAUGGAGGAAGAUUAAGAGGAAAGAACGGAGCUGCGGACAAAGCAAACGGUACAAAUGCGCAGCAAACGAAACCAGUUGGAGCAACAACGUCUUCCGAGAAACCGGUGAAAGAUAGUCCAUUGAGCCCGGAUCCAUCGAAUCCAGUAAAAGUGGCUAAAUCAACGAAAGUUCCGAACACGUCGACGCUGAAGAAAAAUCCUUUGGCGAAAGGACAACCGAUGCGUCAGAGAUUGUCGGGAGCUCAAAAGCGUAAGCGUCAUUGGGCGACAAUAGAGGCACAGAAACAAGGUGGUGGAACCGCCGGUAACCAAGGUCCUUCAGAAAAGAGAAUGCGCGGUAGCGACAAUCGUGGCGAUUUGCGAGGAAGAUUAUCGGGCCCGCGCGUCAUGCAACAAGCCCAAAAUCAGCGUCAGCACUUGAAAAUGAAUCAGCAGCGAAUGACAGGUCAGAAUCCGAUGGCAGAGGUCGACGCAGCAAAACAAUUGCAGAAUAUGUUGAAUAUGGUUCUCGAUCAAACGAACAAGCUUCGAAAUCAAAUACCGCGUUCAGUGUGGCAUAGAAUUGCUCCUCCGGACAACAGUUAUCAAUCCUCAGGCCACCAAAACAUUCCAGAUAACCAAGGGAACCCAAUAUUCCGCGAUCGUUUUGUACAAAACAUGGGGCCCCAAGAUAUCGUCAUAACGACACCGAAUUCAGAAUUCGGAGGAAAUCCUCCGCCGGUGGCGUUGUUCAAUCGAGGAGCUCUCGAUCGCAGUAAAAUUAUGCCAGCUGGUAUGAAUCCUCAGGAAGUACGCGGUUUUCAAGAUAGUCUGAGAGGAAUAGCCGAGUCUAUGCAAGGAGGAAGAAACUAUCGCAAGAAUCAAGGCAACGAUUGGAACCCAACGAAUCAAGUUGAGAAAACCCGUGAACCAAUGGGCAAUAAGAAUAGUAGUUUGAUGCCAUUGAUGGAGUCUAUAGCUCGCCCACCCUCGCCAAAACGUUCUCUGCUUUCGCCGUCAAGAGCUAUUUCUCCGGCCAGACGUUACGCACCACCUCUGUACACACAGCACGAAAAACGCCAGGCGUCGCCUCCCCCGCGUCAUCAGGCUUCGCCACCUAGGCGAGAACUUACACCGCCUCAACGAAAAAAUCCGUAUUCCGAUAUAUUUCAUCGGCGUCCGGUUCAAAACAGGCCACAGAGUUCUGAAAAUUCAAGACGCGGAACAUCCCCGGUUCGACGUGACUAUCCCUCGGGAAAUCGUGGCCUGUCACCGCCGAAGAGAUUCUCCGACGAUUGGGACAUGAACAGAGGAGAUAAUAUGAACCAGGGAAAUUGGAAUCAACGUCAACAGGGACAGAUGCAACCACAACGCUCUCUCGAGAGCAGCGUCCCGGAUCGACGCUGGUCAAGUGACAAAACCGAGAACUCUCAAAAUUGGAAUAGUUCUUCGUUAAACGACAGAUUCCGACAGACUGCAAAUAAACGGAGCGAUGGAAGGGAGGGCAUGUGGAUGAGCGGCGGUGGUGAUGUUUGGAAUUCUAAACAAACGUCCGGUAAAUCAGGAAACGAGAGACAGUGGCAAGGCGGAAAUAAUGGCCAAGGACCUAGCGGCGAUCAGUGGAAUGGGCCACGCGGUAAUGAUAAUUCUUACGGACAGUCCAAUAAUCGUAAUGACAACUGGAGAAAUUCUGGCAAAGGCGAUAAACAGUGGAUGGAUUUGCCGGAUGACGCGAAAGAUCCAUGGGGUGACGAUCCCAUGACCGGUAAAUCACGCUGGCAAUCCGACGAACCGUCAAACUCCAAUUGGGGAAGAAAUGAUAAAAUGGAACAAAACUGGUCUAACAAAUCGAACGACAAUUGGCAAAACAAAGGUAGUUCCCUAUCCAACAGCAUGCCCAAACCUCUCUGGUCUAGUUUUUCCAACCAAAACUCCAAUGACCAACAACGCUGGAUGCCACAAAACGAACCCAAAAAUUCCAUUCCCCCUAAUAACUGGCAAGGCAACAAUUUCGGUUCCAACAAUUGGCGUCCACAAAAUUAUUCUGGAUUUUCUCAACAACAGAGAAACAACUCCUAUGGAUCCUCAAAUUACAAAGACGGACGCUAAAUUAUAUUGAGCUUCGAAACAGAAUUCACAAUACUUCUUUUCGUUAGAUGCAAUCACAGAUGCUUGCGUUGUUCGAGCCCGAUACAACGUCGAAAUUCCAUCAUAACUGAAAGACAUUUAUAUUUACGAUAGUUGCAAUUUAAUUUCAACAAAGCUAUUAUAUUUUGUCGUAGUUUUUUAACCCUUACUGAAGAGCCGUGAAACAAAAAUGCAAAACAAAAUUCCAACUUGAUGGAAUAUAAAAAUUCGUCACGUCAUGAAUUUUCGUUGUGUUCCAAGGAUUUCUUAACAAUGUCUCAAAAGGCAGUGCAGUUUGAUUGAGAAAAAAAGAUUAUUCAACAAAAAUAAAUAUAAUGUGAAUGAAAAAAAAAAAAUCUCCUACGCUUAAAAGAGACCAUUUUUUUCAAAAUAUUUUUCAAUGCGGGACUCUGCCCAUCAUCACGUCUCCCGGAAAAACAAAUAUCGGAAAAAGGUCACAUAAAUUUGUGAAUUGAAGAGUCAAAAAAUUGUCAUCGAAGCAUAAAUUGAAGAAAAUGCGCUGUUUUUUCAUAACAACUUUCUGAAUAUUUGUAUAUAUCAUGAGAAAUGCAUGCCCGGUAACAUUUCGUUAUUGACGUCUAACCUAUUGUUUCCACUUGUCCGGGCGAUUGAAAAAUAUAUUAUCUUCGCAGACGGCAACUCUCAAAAGUUACGUACGGACAAAAAUGUACUUUUGGUACAUUUUUAUUGUUUUUAAUGGUUACUUAACGAUAUAGCAUUGGUUUUUCAGUCUUUCUUUCUCAUCAUUUCGUCAAUAUUCUCCUGCGAUAUUAUAGUUUCAACGAUGCAACAAAAAAAUUCAAAAAUCUGGUGAAAAUCCAUCAUGAUAAAUAUUGUAAACCUCACUUUUUUCCGUUUCAUUACAAAUUUCGUUGUAAACUGUACGAUGUUUGAAUCACUUCGAAAUAGAUAUUGGCAUCAGUAGUAUUAAUUUUGUUUUCUGCUGAUAAUUAUAUUAGAUUGAUGGAUGUAAACGAUUAACGAAAAUACAUCUGUCGUCCCAUGAAUUAA
Messenger RNA from Venturia canescens, 5506 nucleotides. RefSeq lists its product as uncharacterized. The record is from RefSeq and is a predicted model, not a curated record. The coding region runs from base 176 to 4456 and encodes 1426 amino acids. Gene Ontology annotation, molecular function: RNA binding. NCBI's taxonomy places the organism in Eukaryota, Metazoa, Arthropoda, Insecta, Hymenoptera, Ichneumonidae. The transcript is spliced from 9 exons.